Molecule: messenger RNA, 2598 nt
Organism: Ustilago hordei
Lineage: Eukaryota; Fungi; Basidiomycota; Ustilaginomycetes; Ustilaginales; Ustilaginaceae
Exons: 7
Coding region: 1-2598 (865 amino acids)
Biological process (GO): DNA integration
Molecular function (GO): zinc ion binding; nucleic acid binding
Source: RefSeq, a predicted model, not a curated record
AUGCUGCCAUCGACAAGAGCAGGGCAGACUAGAAGAGAUGAUGAUCAAGCGGCUGCAGCUGCAGGCAAUGGUCAAGAGGAGGGUUGGCUCAUGCAGGUAGUUAGAAUCUUACAGUUAGCAAACCCAGCACUGACGGUGGAGGAAGCAAUAGUGUGGGUGAUGGGUCUUGUCACCAUUAGCAAUCAAACCCCACAAGGAGAGAUGGAAAAGAUUCCCAAGGAUGUCUUGAGCUCAAUUGCCCAUAUUAAGAAACUUAGCAAUAGCAACUGGCACACCUGGGAGCCUACCUUCAUCAACUGUCUGCAACAAGUAUGCAACAUGAAGGAAAUCCUGUAUGGCAAGAUAGCACUGGGAAGCAAGGGGUAUGAUGAGGACUUGGACAAGGCACUUGUAGGUCUUAUCCAUGCCUCCUGUGAUCACAGUCCAGAGAGCCACAUUGAUACAUACACUGUUAGGGGUGUGGAUGAAUGUGUCCAACUUGGUAGUACACUAUAUGCUAAGCUCAAGAAGGUGCUAAUGUUGAACAAUGUGGACCUCAAGAAAUCCACCCUAUACCAUUGCACAGCACAAGAUUGGUUCUAUGCCAACUCUGUUGAUGCUCUCAAGACAGCCAAACCAGAUUCAAAGAAGCAACAGGAUGGUGAGGUCACUGGCCAUAUUAGAGGAACAGCAAGGGUUGCCACAAGCAUGGAACAGGGGAGCACCAACCAGGUGGAGCAAGGACCCAGGGGCAGGCAUGAUCCUCACAACCCCUCGGCCCCUCCAAAGUGCUAUGCUUGUGGAGGACCUAAUCACAUUGCUUGGAACUGCACAAACACCAACAACAACCCUGCACCGAGUAUGGACAGACCCACCACCAAUCCAGCACAAGAAGCAAUGAUCGGCAGGGAUGAGCAACCAACAUCGGACACCUGGAUCAUCAAUUCGGGUGCUAUGCACCACAUGGUGAACAAUGAAAGAAUGCUGCUCACCUUGACAUGCAAGGAUGGUCAGAUCUGUACAGCUGGAAAUGAAAGGCUUCAAGUGAAGGCCAUAGGAGAUGCCUCCCUUCGGGUUGGUGAUGUAACCAUUCAACUAUUGGAUGUGCUCUAUGUGCCAAAACUUAAUUCUAAUUUAUUAUCAGUACAAGGCUUGAUUGAGAAUGGUGCACAGGUAACUUUCAAUGAGUUUGGAACCAUCAUUAAGCAAAAUGAUGGCACACAAAUACAAUACAAGAGGAACAGAAGAAAAGGGUGGUUCAAAGUACAGGGAAAGGCACUAGCCCUGGAGUUGGAAGAGACACUCAACAACGUCCCAGAGGACAACCAGAACACAGGAAAACUAGAUAAUGCCCCAGAGGGCAAUAAGGACAUGAAGCAUCGAGACAGCUACCUAUGGCAUGAGAGGUUCAGACACCCAGGACGAGACAAAACGAGACAAAUCCGGGCUCAUUACCUAGGUACCAACAAGGAAAUGGAACAUGAGUCGAAGUGCUGUAAUGCAUGCAGCCAAGGAAAACAGACUCGAGCAUGGAUGGGCCAAUCAGAGUCAGAAAGAAUGGAAGCACCAUUAGAGCUGGUACACAUAGACCUGAUGACAGAUUUCAAAGGACAUGCCAACUACCACUAUGCACUAGUUGCUGUGGACAACUUCUCCUCUCUGAUCUAUGUGGAACCACUCUGCACCAAGAGCACUGCACUCACAGUGCUGAGGAGGUGGAUAGCCAAGAUGGAAUGGGCAAUGGACAGGAAACUCAAAACACUCUGCAGCAACAAUGGAGGAGAAUGGUGCAGCAUAGCAGCUGAAGACUGGCAAACUCAAGAGGGUUUCAAGUGGCAAAAGAGCAUCCUGGGGAUCAGCAUCCAAAAUGGACAGGCAGAGAGAGCAAUCAGAGAGUUGUGGCCAUACACAAUCACAGCAGCAGCACAUGUGAUGAACCUCACCCCUUCAGCCACCAAGACCAUUCCCCAUGAGGCCUUUUACAGAACCACUGCACACAAACUGGCCCAACAGCUGCGAGUUUUUGGGUGCCUGGCAUGGGUCCAUGUUCAACGGAAGGACCAGCAAGGCAAGUAUGGGGCUAGAGCAAAGCCAGCCAUCAUGAUUGGGUAUGACGAUGAGCACAAAGCAUGGAAGUUCUGCAACCCAGACCAGCCCACAUCAAUUCAAUGGAGCAACUCAGCAAUGUUCCAUGAAGACAAAGGAUGGAGUGAUCGCCAGCAGGAGGCAUGCAAGCCCAUGGAAGUCAAGGAGGAGGGUGCUGCACCAACCACAGUGGAGGAGGAGACCAGAUCGGAGACCGUGGUGGAGGACCUUCUGCCAGCCAUGGACAGUGUCAGGGGUCUCGCGCCUGAAACCCAGGUCGGUCUGUCGAGAUAUUUGGUGACUAUCAAACUGUGCAACAGCUAUUGUCUCGGUAUUGGUCUCAAUGAGCUAGUCAUUCGGCAACUAUCAAGUUGUGUGAUGACAGUUGUGAUGACACCAAGGUCUGGUGUGAGUGUUGAUGAUGAUGAGGUCAAUGGUGUUGGUGAUAAGUUCUAUCUAUAUCCAGACCACUGGUUUGCUAUGAACUGCCUUUGGAUGUCAGGUAGUGGUGAUACAACACAUGCACUACAAUGA